Molecule: messenger RNA, 1318 nt
Organism: Trichomycterus rosablanca
Lineage: Eukaryota; Metazoa; Chordata; Actinopteri; Siluriformes; Trichomycteridae
Product: pulmonary surfactant-associated protein D-like
Exons: 6
Coding region: 383-1192 (269 amino acids)
Source: RefSeq, a predicted model, not a curated record
UUUUUAAUUCUUGGAACUAGACACCACCGCUUCAACAGCUCGAUUGAAGUUUGUUGCUGAUGACUUUUACUCUUUCACAGGGGUUGGAGAUGAGAUGAGGACCAGAGAAGCGCUCCAAGCAGACGACGAGGUUCAGACUCAAGGUCUCAGGAAACGUCCUGCUGCGAGUGAAACAGACGGUCGGGUUUAUUAAAGUGGAAAAACAGACGAUGGAAAGAUGAGCAGAAGAAAACAAAAGGGUUGGAGUUAUAAAAAUGGGAGGAGAAGCCGAUGAGAUCCAGGUUGAGGAGAUUUUGGAGGUUCUGUACGCGACCGAUAUCUGUAAUCUGCAAGAAGAGAAAUCAGGAAGGACCUACACCUUGUUGCCUCCACCGAUCAGAAGAUGGUCCUGACAAUGGAACUUUGCUUCAUUGCUCUGCUCCUGCUGCUCCACUCCAGUCCUCACAUAGUAAGUGGAGAUGAAUCUACUCUCUCUUCAACUCUCAGCUGUCCUGCACCCGCUGGGGUUCCAGGUCUACCCGGGCACAACGGCCUUCCUGGAAGAGAUGGCAGAGAUGGACCUGAUGGACCCAAAGGAGACAAGGGAGAGCCAGGAUUGGGUUUGCAGGGACCUCCAGGCAAAGUAGGUCCACCAGGUCUGAUAGGAUCCAAGGGACAGAAAGGAGAGUCAGGGUCACCAGGAUUGACCGUGCAGGGACCUCCUGGUCAAACAGGAACUUCAGGAGAACCUGGAAUUCCAGCAGAUCGUGGUUUGAUCGCGUCCCUUCAGUCAGAGCUCGACGUCCUUAAAGCCAAGAUGUCCAGCAUAGAGAGGGCCACGAGUUUUCCCACGUUCCGAAGAGUCGGCGAGAGAUUCUACGCGACCGAUGGAUCAUUUGCAGCGUACAACGAGACGGUGAAGUUCUGCGCCGGCGCCGGGGGAAGAGUCGCCCUCCCACGAAGCCUGGAAGAAAACGAAGCCUUGGUGAAGUUCUUCACCCCCCUGAGCUCACAGGCUUUCAUCGGGGCGACGGAUCAGCGGGUCGAGGGGCGCUUCGUGGACAGUGACGGCAUGACCUUAAAGUUCACGAAAUGGGGCAGCGGCCAGCCGGACGAUUACUAUGAUGCGCAAGACUGCACCAUUAUAGACAAGUACGGGAUGUGGGACGACAACAGCUGCGAGACGUCCCGUCUGAUCGUCUGUGAGAUGUGAAGAAAUGAAGUCAAAUUAUAAUCGCUUCAGUAUGUUUGGGUCAGAAUCAUAAUAUCGCUAAUAUGCAAAUAAUCCCUGAGGUAAAGACAGAGUAUAAACGCUAACAUGUUUACUGCAGUGGCUAAU